UUAAUAAAUCGACUGAAAUCACCAUCUGCCUCCUUUCUGCUCGGUUACAUCAUGGCGCUGCGAGCAGUAUUUCAUUUUCAACAUCGUCAGUCAAUCCAGCGUGUAUCUGCUGCAUCUUGUGGUUCUUCUUCAAUGAAUGCUAAAACCAAAGGAUUCCUUUUACUCAUCAUUACAGUUCUACUUAGUUUAUUCAUUCUGAGCUAUGUUCUAUCGUCAGACGAAAGACUCUCCAGUUAUUAUCAUUCUGCUACAGAAAGGAGAACAACAAAUAGAAAACAGCCCACAUCAUCCUUUAGUGGAAACUUAUCUAGGAAUGUAAACACUGUUGUGAUCUUAUGGUACAAUUUUCCUUCCUAUUUGAAGAAUUUUGUGCAAAAUUUCAAAAGACAAAAAUGUCAAAAUGAAGGAGUGAAUUGUAUAUUAUCAACAGAUAAUUCUGAUCUCAACAGAAGUAGUAUUGUGAUUUUUACGCAUCGAACUCUUCCAAAAACUCCUCCUCUGAAGAUUGCAUCACAGGUUUGGGUUUUUAAUACUCUAGAAAACAAACGUUUUACAGUCUGGCCAAAUUCUGCCUGGCAAAAUGCAUUUGAAUGGAUCAUGUCUUAUCAGAGAACUGUUGAUAUCUCCAGACCGUACGGUAAAAUUAUCAGACUGGACAAAAGUAUAGAAAGAAACUAUUCUGAGGUUUUUCGUCAGAAGAAAAAAUUCGGUGUUUGGAUGGCUAGUCAUUGUCCUACGCCAUCUCGUCGGGAAAAAUACAUUAAAGAAUUGCAGAAAUACAUUGAAAUAGAUACGUUUGGAACAUGUGGAAAGAGAAAGUGUGGGGUUCAUAAUCCCAACAUGAAUGAGUGUCUGAGGAAUUUCUCUAGGGAUUAUAAGUUUUAUUUCGCCUUCGAGAACAGUAUUUGUACAGAUUACUCAACAGAAAAGGUGUUUAACUUGUAUGCAUAUAAUUUAAGCAUCAUACCGGUUAUAAAUGGUCCACCCCAAGCAAGUGAAUAUUUACCCAAGGAAACCUUUUUAAGCACAUUGGAUUAUACUUCUCCGAAGUCUUUGGCAAAAAAGCUAAAGGGAAUUGGAUCAAGUGAACGUUUAUAUACUCAAUAUCUGAAAGAAAAGGAUAAAUAUAUUUCGCUAGAGCAAAUUGAAAUUUUUCGAGACGCAAUGUGCUCUACUUGCGAAAUUCUUAAUCAACUUGGAGGGAAGAAAGUAUCCAUCAAACCGAAGUUGAAGUCUGUGUAUGGAAAAGGAUGCUAAGAUGGCCGGGAAAUGUUUGAAAAAAAACCUUGGUCAACUUGGAGGGAAGAAAAUAUCACACACAAAUCAAAUUUUAUGUCUGUGUAUGGAAAAUUUAAGACGCCUUAGGUAUCAAGGGACAGUUUCGGAUAAACUACCCGUCAUUUUUUUUUUUUAAUUGAGAGUUGCUAUACUUGAAAGCUUAUGAGUGUUGCUAAAAUUCAUGAAAUGAUUUUUGGGAUUUGAUUUUAAUCAACUCUCCUAUGCAGUUACUCAGACAAAUCGAAAGUGAAACAGUGUUUGGACCUCAGCACAAAUCAUCGCUGCUGACAAGACUUAGUUAAUUCUUGAAAACAAUUGAUAAAUUCGAUGUAAUGUAUGCUAAAGCAUUGUUUUUCAAGGAAACUUAUUUAUAAAUACCUUGAAAAUAGUCAGAUUUUAAAUGGAACAAACAAUUUAGAUUUUUUUGUAGUCGUAUGUAUUCCUACGCCAGAGUUCAAUAAACAAUGUAGUCUCGUUCAACUCGACGCAUGGCUGUCUCCGUAAAUCUCUGACAAGCAGAGAUUCUCUCUUGCUUGUCGGAGAUAUACGGUGUCCGCCGAGCGUUUGGUUGGGCGAGACUAGAGUUCAAUAUUGCUUAGAUCCACACAUUAUUCGAGAAAUAUUUCUAUUACUGAUACAUAGUUUGAUUGAAUCAAUUUUAUCUUUAAAUAUUAUUUAACAUGAUUCAUAUGGGAGUUUCUCGACAUUCAUGUCGAAAAAGUCCAAAAAAUCAUAUUAUAAAAAUGUGCGUAAGACAAAUACAAAUUAGAAACCACAUGUACUUGUCAUGCAAAAUAACAUAUCGUUGAUUUUGAAAUAAAUAAACAUCGACAAAAUCAAUUCCCGUCAGUUUUUCGGUACUUUGAUUAAUGAUUAUCAUUAGUUAUAAAAACCAGUAUGUAGAAAAUUGUACAGGUUUUGACUAGUAAUUUUCUUCGGAAAUUGGUGAUUGGCCUUAUAAAGAGUGAAUUAAAGGUAUUUGUGCUGAAUGAGAACUGAG
Messenger RNA from Magallana angulata, 2278 nucleotides. RefSeq names its product 4-galactosyl-N-acetylglucosaminide 3-alpha-L-fucosyltransferase 9-like. The transcript is spliced from 2 exons. The record is from RefSeq and is a predicted model, not a curated record. Gene Ontology annotation, cellular component: membrane. Bases 52 to 1257 code for a protein of 401 amino acids. Gene Ontology annotation, molecular function: alpha-(1->3)-fucosyltransferase activity. NCBI's taxonomy places the organism in Eukaryota, Metazoa, Mollusca, Bivalvia, Ostreida, Ostreidae.